Tetranychus urticae (two-spotted spider mite) is the source of this 533-nucleotide messenger RNA. RefSeq names its product splicing factor 3B subunit 6. Gene Ontology annotation, molecular function: mRNA binding. NCBI's taxonomy places the organism in Eukaryota, Metazoa, Arthropoda, Arachnida, Trombidiformes, Tetranychidae. Gene Ontology annotation, cellular component: nucleus; cytoplasm. The record is from RefSeq and is a predicted model, not a curated record.
GGCUGUUCUGUUGUUCUGAACCGAUUUACUUUAAUUUAUACAAUUUCAUCUUCAAAUUUCCUGAUUUUAAAGUGAAUCUAGUGAAUCUAGUGAUAUAUAAACAAGAUGGCUAUGGCAAUGCAGAAAAAAGCCAACGUCCGGCUUCCACCUGAAGUUAAUAGAAUUCUCUAUGUUCGAAAUCUUCCUUACAAGAUCACAGCUGAAGAAAUGUAUGAUAUUUUUGGUAAAUAUGGAGCUAUCAGACAAAUUAGGAUAGGAAACACGCCUGAAACAAAAGGAACAGCAUUUGUUGUUUAUGAAGAUAUUUUUGAUGCCAAAAAUGCUUGUGAUCAUCUUUCUGGUUUUAAUGUUUGCAAUCGAUAUUUAGUUGUAUUAUAUUAUCAGCCAAACAAGAUUUAUAAAUGAAGUCAUAUUCAUCAAUCAUUGGUCUUACAUCUGAAUUAAUUUUUGUACCGACAUGUCAUAUAAUUGGCUUGUCCAUCUUCUUUCUUAAAUCCAAGAGCCGAAUAAAAUCCUAUCUUCGCAUCGGAACA